This is a messenger RNA of Chara braunii, 1223 nucleotides long. The record is from the annotation of a GenBank genome assembly. Lineage: Eukaryota; Viridiplantae; Streptophyta; Charophyceae; Charales; Characeae.
GGCAGAACCUAGACAAAGGAAAGGCAAUUCAGGAUGCCUUAUACACGGGAAUACCCGCGUAUGCUAAGGCCAAUUGAGAAAGAGGGAGGGCUCGAGGUGUCUUUGCCCAGGCGGGUCAGAGCGGGGGAGUGCCUCUCUUCAUGGUGGGGCAUGUUGAUGGGCACGGACAUCUUUGUCUGGAUCGAGUCUGGGUUUGAUGAUGGACGAGAAUGUGCGAUUGUAAGGGUGACCCUGUACGCCUCAGCUGCCUUUUGGAUCGAGCAUGGGAUAGAGUUGGCGCUCGGGCAUUGGAACCUGCUUGCUAAGCCUUUGAGGGUAGCCGAGGCAGCCGCGACAAAGUGGGCGAGGGAAGUGUCCCGUGAUGGGGGAGAUCGAGUACUAACCCGCGAUUUUAGCCUUAUGAAGAUGUGGGACGAUAAGGCAAUGUGGUACAUGUUCCCCGUGUUCGUUUGUGAAGGACUAAGUGAGGAGGUUCACACCCUCAUGUUGAAGUCGCAAACCUGGGAUGAGCUGAAAGCUUCUCUGAGGUUGAGGUUUCCAGAGGAUGGGGUGGAAUGCAGGCUUGGUAAGGGCCCUGAGCAGCCAGCCGAGGCCGCGUCAACGCAAGGAGAGUUGAGUGGUAUACAGAGGCAAGUUGGGAUGCUGGAAGAGAAAUUGGCGCGGUUGGAGGAAGUCAGGCGUGGCGAGAGGAAGACCUUUGAAGGAGCAUCUAACGGACCGGCUGGGCAAGGUGAGGCGAAGGUAAGGGAGGAUCAUCAGGAGUUACUCCUCCACAAGAAGACCCCGAGAGGGCAAGUUUGCGCCCUAGAAAGAGAUGGAAAUAAGGGGGUCAUUGAGAUCAAGGAGGAGCGAGAAUCUAGUAUGGCCCUACCCGCUAUUGCGCCGGAGCCGAAGGGAGGGCCCAUUGGCAAAGAGGCACCGUCGGCUGCGGGUCGGGAGAGGCAAAGGAGUAAGUGGUGGCCAGAGCAUUGGGCAGAAGUGGUAUGUGAUCGUUGGGGAAAGAUUGGUCGCGCCCCUCAAGGAGGCAAGGAAAAGGAGGUGAUGGGUGAAAAAGGGGAGCCUGAACCCCCCAAGUUGACGAAGGCUCAGCGGAAGGCGAGGAAUCGGGCCCAGGAAGGUCAGGGUGCCAAAAAAGGGCAGUGCUCAUGACAGGUGGGGGCCACACCGCAAGAGGUGGAAGGUAGAGAGGUCCCUGUCGGUUGAGCAGGCGCCAUAUGGGCAGC